Molecule: messenger RNA, 2610 nt
Organism: Chanos chanos (milkfish)
Lineage: Eukaryota; Metazoa; Chordata; Actinopteri; Gonorynchiformes; Chanidae
Gene: pald1a
Product: phosphatase domain containing paladin 1a
Exons: 19
Coding region: 4-2610 (868 amino acids)
Source: RefSeq, a predicted model, not a curated record
AGUAUGGGUACAACUGCCAGUGCAGCACCCCAGUCUGCGACGCGUGAGGAGAUCCAGAACAACGGGAUGGCCAAUGCACAGCACUCACCUAGUGUCGGGUCCUUCCAGACGGUCAGCAUUCACAACAACAAGGCCAAGUCCAUCAUCACCAACAAAGUGGCCCCGGUUGUCAUCACAUAUAACUGCAGACAAGAAUUCCAGAUUCACGAUGAUUUACUCAAAACAAAUUACAAAGUUGGACGGAUCUCGGACACAAUGCCCGAGCACUACUUGGUGCAGGGCUCUUACUUCAUGGUCCAGGAUGUGUUCAGUAAAGUAGAUGUCCUCAACACUACGAGCUCCUACGGAGCGCCCAAUUUCCGGCAGGUGAAGGGAAGCCACCCGCUGUUUGGCAUGGGACAGCCCAGCUUGAAUGGUUUCAAACAGGUCCUCCAGCGACUGCAGAGCCAAGGCCAUGAGGAGUUGAUUUUCCUUUGUUUGCGGGAAGAGCCAGUGGUGUUUCUGCACCUGGAGGAUGACUUUGUACCAUACACUCCCAGAAGGAAGGAGAACCUCCAUGAGAACCUCCAUGGGCUGGAAAAGGAGGCUCCUGUUGAGAGUCUGGAGCUGACCAUCCGGAAGGAGCUGCAUGACUUUGCGAAGCUGAACGAAAAUGUGUUCUACGUUUACAACGACAUUGAACACUUUAAAGACGAGCCUCAGAAGAUUUCCAUCACCUGUGAGGAGGACAUCCACGUUACGGAAGAAGUCUACAAGAGACCCCUCUUCAGCAUGCCUUUGUACAGAUAUCACAGACUGCCUUUGCCCGCGGAGGGGGCGCCUUUGGAGGAGGACUUCGAUGCAUUUGUGAACAUACUUAGGGAGACCCCAAAUCUAUCACUGGGGAGGGAUACGUCCAAACCUUUGCCUGCCCUUCUCUUUAGCUGCCAGGUCGGAGUGGGCCGCACUAACCUGGGCAUGAUACUGGGUACGCUGGUCCUGAAUCACCUGACCAGAUCGACCGUGUCUCCAGAACCAGCCCAGUCUGAAGAGGCUGCAUCAUCUGAGCCUCAAGUGCCUUUUCAGGUCAUUCUCAGUUUAAUCCACAAACUCCCCAAUGGUCAACUGCUCAUGGAUGAGGUCGAUCGUGCCAUUGAGCUGUGCUCUGAGAUGCACAACAUCAAAGAGGCCAUUAAUGAGAACAAGAAGAAACUGGAAGGGAUUGGUGAGGACUACCAGUUUCAGGGAAGCAGUACCAAGCAUUACUUUCUGCACAGAGCCCUGCAGAGUUUGGAAUGCUACUUCUACUUGAUAGUCUUUAAUGCAUACCUGCAUGAACAGUAUCCACUUGCGUUUGCGUCCAAUUUUAGCCAGUGGAUAUGCGCGCGUCCCUGGAUUUACCGGCUCCUGUCCCAAAUGAACCUGUCAGAACUCAAAGCUCCCCCUGACCUUGUCACCAAAGGGGCUCGUGUUCUGGUUGCGGAUGAAUACUUGGCACCCGAUGUACUGGGCACAGUUAAGGAGAUGAAGGUGGCCAAUUUCAGACGAGUGCCCAAAAUGCCAGUGUAUGGCUUGGCACAGCCCACGUCAGAGGCGGCGGGUGCUGUGUUGGCUUAUCUGGCUGGUGAGAAGAGAAAGCACAGUCAUGUGCUGUGGGUGAACCUGCAGGAGGAGCUGGUGAUCGAGGGUAACGGGCAGAUUUUCUCCCCCCGCGAGCCGCUCUUCCUCGACCAGUACAUCCCUGUCCACACCGCCCAGCCACACCAGAUAGAGGAGUUGGAGACGGCUCUUAAGGAGGAGGUGCAGAAGUCACAGAAGUGGCUGGAGGUCACUCUGGAGCAGGAGAAGCAGAUGAAGAUGUUUAAGAGCUGUUUGACUGUACAAGAGAUCUUCAACCAGCACAAAAGCUCUCACCAGGGUCUGGUUUACAAACGUAUCCCACUCCCAGACUGCUGUGCCCCCACAGAAGAGGACUUUGACUGGUUGUUAGAGGCCAUGAAAACCACUUUGGCUGAGGAUUCACGCUCUGCCUUUGUCUUCAACUGCUCCAACGGCAAAGGGAGAACCACCACUGCCAUGGUCAUAGCAACCCUGACCCUGUGGCACUUCAAUGGCUUCCCUGACUUUGGAGAGGAGGAGAUAGUUAGUGUCCCAGAUGCCAAGUACACAAAGGGGGAAUUUGAGGUAGUGAUGCAGCUGGUCAGACUCUUGCCAGACGGGCACAAAAUGAAGAGAGAGGUGGACAUGGCUUUGGAUGCUGUCAGUGAGACCAUGACUCCCAUGCACUACCACCUGAGAGAGAUCAUUAUAUGCACUUACAGACAGAUCAAAAGCAGUAAGACAGAGAAGGAGUCGGAGUCUUUGUUGUUGAAGAGUUUACAGUACCUGGAGCGGUACAUGUAUCUGAUCCUCUUUAACACCUACCUGCAUCUGGAGAAGAAGGACUCUUGGCAGCGAUCCUUCAGCGUGUGGAUGCACCAGGUGGCUGCCAGAGCCGGAGUGUAUGACCUGCUUAAUCAGCUUGGCUUCUCUGAAUUUGAAAACCCCAGGGACACACCACUCGCAAGUCUUCGCUGCCGCUGGCAACAGCAGAAUGUCCAAUCACUUCCUUUCAGAGGGGAAUUCAUCUGA